AUGAGCACGGCUCAGGCGAACGAAGCGGAAAAGAACAUUGAAAUAUGGAAGGUUAAGAAGCUCAUCAAGCGCCUUGAGGCGGCUAGAGGAAAUGGAACCUCCAUGAUUUCUUUGAUCAUUCCCCCCAAGGAUCAGGUAUCUAGGGCAGCCAAAAUGUUGGCAGAAGAGUUUGGUACUGCUUCCAACAUCAAAUCCCGUGUCAAUCGACUUUCGGUCCUGUCUGCCAUUACCUCUACACAACAGCGUCUCAAACUUUAUAACAAGGUCCCCCCUAAUGGCUUAGUCGUCUACUGUGGUGAAAUCAUAACGUCAGAAGGGAAGGAACGGAAGAUUAACAUUGAUUUCGAACCGUUCAAGCCAAUCAACACAUCUCUUUACCUUUGUGACAACAAAUUCCAUACAGAGGCACUGAGCGAGCUUCUUGAAUCGGACCAAAAAUUUGGUUUCAUAGUCAUGGACGGUAACGGUGCUCUUUUUGGCACGCUAAGUGGAAAUACCAGGGAGGUACUGCAAAAGCUAAGCGUCGACCUGCCCAAAAAGCAUGGUCGCGGUGGACAGUCAGCGCUGCGUUUUGCACGUCUUCGUGAAGAGAAGCGUCAUAAUUAUGUUCGCAAAAUCGCCGAGUUAGCCGUUCAGAAUUAUAUAACCAACGAUAAGGUUAACGUGGCAGGACUGAUCUUAGCCGGCUCCGCGGACUUCAAAAAUGAUCUGAAUCAGUCGGAUAUGUUCGAUCAACGCUUGCAGGCUAAGGUUAUUAAGGUCGUUGACGUUUCUUAUGGAGGAGAAAAUGGAUUCAACCAGGCAAUUGAGCUUGCCUCUGAGACUUUGAGCAACGUCAAGUUCGUCCAGGAGAAGAAACUGAUUGGGAGAUAUUUCGAGGAGAUCAGUCAAGAUACUGGCAGAGUUUGCUAUGGCAUCGAUGAUACUCUCAAGGCUCUAGAGCUCGGUGCGGCGGAGACUCUCAUUGUAUAUGAGAAUCUGGAUAUCAGCCGAUGGGUCUUAAAGACUUCCAGCGGGUCCGAAGUUAUUGUUCACACAACGAAGAACCAAGAGGCGAACCGGGAGUUGUUUACCGACAAAGAGACGGGGGCUGAGAUGGAAGUCAUCGAACAGACCUCAUUUCUUGAGUGGCUUGCUGAAAGCUAUAAAGACUUUGGUGCAACCCUCGAGUUUGUUUCCGAUAAAUCCAGUGAAGGAAAUCAAUUCGUCAAAGGCUUUGGUGGUAUUGGAGCUAUCCUCCGGUACAAAGUCAAUUUUGAACAGCUUGCCGAUUUUGAGGACGAGGAUGAGUUUUAUGACGAUUGA
Molecule: messenger RNA, 1305 nt
Organism: Aspergillus tanneri
Lineage: Eukaryota; Fungi; Ascomycota; Eurotiomycetes; Eurotiales; Aspergillaceae
Gene: SUP45
Product: translation termination factor eRF1
Exons: 4
Coding region: 1-1305 (434 amino acids)
Biological process (GO): cytoplasmic translational termination
Cellular component (GO): cytosol; translation release factor complex
Molecular function (GO): sequence-specific mRNA binding; translation release factor activity, codon specific
Source: RefSeq, a predicted model, not a curated record